GCGCUUAAUUUCCCGCGAGAGGUCGCGAGAUCGAUCCCUGCUCUUGCGCAUUAUUAUUAUUUUUUUUUAUAUAUAUAUAUAUAACCAGAUCAGGCGCGCGGGCCGUUCGGCCAUUUCCAGCCCGCGCGCAGCCCUCCUUAAGUCAGCCCCUCCGGCCUGUGAAGCCCAGUCUAGGCCCGCGAUCUUCCCAGCUGCUAGCAGGCUGAAUUUUCGGCCCAAUCUCGCAGCCAAUAACUGGCGCGAGGCCCAAAUAGCUGGAAGCUUGGGCCAGUGUUUGAGCAGUCGGCCCAGUUCGACUUUUAAGCCUAUUAUUGGGUUCCGGAGUCCGUUUAUAGACUCACGUUGGGAUGCGGGGCUUCGAGCUGACAUCCCGGAAUUUCAUGGUAGUGUUGAGCCCGGUGACUUUAUUGAUUGGUGGGCCACUGUGGAAUCGAUAUUGGCAUUCAAGGCGGUCCUGGAAGAUAAGCGUGUCGCAUUCGUUGCUACUCGUUUUCGUGGUAGGGCGGCGACCUGGUGGAUGCAUAUUAUGAGCAUGCGGCAUCGUCAAGGGAAAUCACCAAUUAUUUCUUGGAUGAAAUUUUGUAAGUAUGUGGAGGAUGAGUUUUUGCCUUUCAAUUACGAUAGUGUCGUUUAUCAGCAGCUGCAUAAUUUAAGACAGGGUACUCGUUCUGUGGAUGACUACACUAACGAGUUUUAUCAGCUAUUGAAUCGGGUUGAAGUACGUGAGACUAAGUCUCAGUUGAUUUCGCGAUAU
Striga hermonthica is the source of this 754-nucleotide messenger RNA. Lineage: Eukaryota; Viridiplantae; Streptophyta; Magnoliopsida; Lamiales; Orobanchaceae. The record is from the annotation of a GenBank genome assembly.